AUGCAAGCCCACAACGAGGCUAGUAACCCUGAUUUCGGUCAAUUACCCAAUUUUCCACAACCGCCUCCAGCUUCAACAACGAUGCCGACCACGGUGCCUUCCACAAAUCACGCACUACUGUCCGCACAGCAAAUAAAUCAUUUGAAGCUUCAAAUUCUUGCUUUUAAAUUGAUUUCUCGUAACAUGGUUGUACCUCCGCAACUGCAGACAGCACUGUUCUCACCUGGUCAGGCCGGCUCAUUGUCAACACAAGAGUUGACGGGUAACAUAUCUUUACCGAGCAAAAUUGUUGAAGUUUCCCAUAAUCAUCACAGUGUACCUUCGCAUGGGUCACACGCAUCAUCCGAUUCUUCAAUGGACAUUUUCUCUGCUCAACCUCCUACUUCAAUUACUUAUAAUUCCUAUACAAACCCGUUGACCUACUUGAAGCCAGUUAAUACCUAUUCUCAUGCAUCUCGACAACAAAGGAUGUUAAUCCCAGCAGUAAUGCCUAUAGGGAUUGAUCCACAUGAUAUUGCUGCAGAAAGGGAACGUCAGUUAAGGGCACGGGUACAAUAUAGAAUUGAAUUGCUCGAGAAAGAGUUGAUGGAUGAAGAGGCUGAAAAUUUGACUCCAAGCGAAAAAAUAAAAAAAUCAAUAGAUUUAAGUUCAUCGAAAUUAUGGGAUUUUCAGAAUAAGCUUCGCCAAGAAAUUAUAAAUGUAGCUAGAGGCGCAAUGUUGGCCACAAUAAAUGAUCACACUGCCUUUAGGAGAAUGAAAAGACCGUCAAUGCGAGAUGUGAGACAAAUCGAUAAACUUGAGAAACAGCAACGGGAUGACAGGCAGCGUCGCCAAAAGCAAAAACAUUUAGAUCAUCUAGCACGCAUUUGUAAUCAUGGUCGUGACAUUAUUCAAUGGCAUCGUACAAACCAGAAUAAGCAACUUAAAUUUGGACGAGCGGUUUUAAAUUAUCACGCUCAGGUUGAAAAGGAAGAGCAGAAGAGAGAGGAACGUCUACGCAAAGAACGUCUGAGAGCAUUGAAAAACGACGAUGAAGAAGCUUAUUUAAAACUCAUUGACAAAGAAAAGGACACUAGAAUUGCACAUCUGUUGGAUCAAACGGAUUCGUACCUAGAAUCAUUGGCACAAGCUGUUGUUGAGCAGCAACACGAUGAUCUGCAUUCAGAUCCCGCAGUUAGGGGUGGCGUUGAACUGAUGGACGAGAAUGAAGAUGAAGAAACCUAUACGAUUGUGAAUGGCCAAAAAAUCGACUAUUACAAAGUUGCUCAUAGAAUUAAGGAAGAGGCCGAGCAACCAUCGAUGAUGGAAGGUGGUACACUCAAAGAUUAUCAAGUUAAAGGGUUACAAUGGAUGGUAUCACUAUAUAACAAUCGAUUAAAUGGCAUCCUUGCUGACGAAAUGGGUCUUGGAAAAACCAUUCAAACUAUAUCCUUGGUCACAUACCUCAUUGAACGGAAGAGACAAAAUGGUCCAUUCUUGAUCGUGGUCCCAUUAUCUACGUUGACAAAUUGGACCCUUGAAUUUGAAAAGUGGGCGCCGUCUGUUAGAAAAUGUGUUUACAAAGGAAAUCCUGGUGUUCGCAAAGAACUUCAACAAUCAUAUAUUAAGCACAUUGACUUUCAAGUUCUUUUGACUACUUAUGAGUACAUUAUCAAAGAUAAAUCGAUAUUGAGUAAGAUACGGUGGGUCUAUGUGAUAAUUGAUGAAGGCCACCGUAUGAAAAAUGUCAAUUCCAAGUUGUCCAUAAUUUUGACCAACAAUUACCAGUGCCGCUAUCGGUUAAUUCUUACUGGAACUCCGUUACAGAAUAACCUUCCAGAAUUAUGGUCACUAUUGAAUUUUAUUCUUCCCAAAAUUUUUGAUUCUGUGAAAAGUUUUGACGAAUGGUUUAACACGCCAUUCGCAAAUACUGGCGGUCAAGACAAGAUAGCUUUGAACGAAGAAGAAUCUUUGCUUAUAAUAAAACGUUUGCAUAAGGUUCUUAGACCUUUCUUACUACGUCGGUUGAAAAAGGAUGUUGAAUCAGAAUUACCCGACAAGGUUGAACGGGUAAUUAAAUGCAAGCUAUCUUCCCUCCAAUUAAAAUUGUACAAUCAAAUGAAGAAACAUGGUGUCCUUUUUGUAAAUACUGGGGAAAAAGGGAAAACUGGUAUCAAGGGCUUGAAUAACACUAUAAUGCAGUUGCGAAAAAUUUGCAACCAUCCGUUCGUGUUUGACGAAGUCGAAAAGGAUAUCAAUGUCCAUUUGACCACAAAUCCUCUAAUUUAUCGUGUCUCUGGAAAGUUUGAGUUAUUAGACAGAAUAUUACCUAAAUUCUUUAGAUCUGGACAUAGAGUGUUGAUUUUCUUCCAAAUGACUGCUAUUAUGUCUAUAAUGGAAGAUUUUUUGAUGUGGAGAGGAUUCAAAUACUUACGUUUGGAUGGUACCACAAAGGCCGAAGAUCGUUCAAUUCUGUUAAAGAAAUUUAAUUCUGUCGAUUCGGAUUGUUUCGUAUUUCUGCUUAGUACUCGUGCAGGUGGAUUAGGGUUAAACUUGCAAACUGCUGAUACUGUUAUUAUCUUUGACUCUGAUUGGAAUCCCCAUCAAGACUUGCAAGCGCAAGAUCGUGCUCACCGCAUUGGUCAAACCAGGGAAGUUCGCAUAUUACGUUUAAUCUCUCAAAAAUCAAUUGAGGAAACCAUUCUCGCUCGGGCUCAAUACAAGUUAGACAUAGAUGGGAAAGUAAUUCAGGCUGGAAAAUUUGAUAAUAAAAGUACUGCUGAAGAACGUGAGGCUAUCUUGCGUUCGCUCUUGGAAGAAAGUGAAGAGGCAAAUGAUUUUGAAGAGGAGGAGGAAUUAGAUGAUGACGAACUUAAUGAAAUCCUUUCUCGUAAUGACGAAGAACUUGAAAUGUUUAGGAAAAUGGAUAUUGAGAGAAAUCAAAGAGAAGAAAUGGAGUGGAGAAAAAGUGGUGGAGUAGGUAAACGACCGGAAAGAUUAAUUGAGGAGCGUGAGUUACCACCAGUAUAUAUAAAAGAAUAUGAUACAAUUAUUCGCCGUGAGGACCCUGGAGUAGAAUAUGGUCGUGGGCAAAGGCCAAGAGGUGCCAUUAAUUACGAUGACGGAUUGACGGAAGAGCAAUGGGUCAACGCUAUCGAAGAUCAAAAUAUAGAUGUCGAUGACUUGAUUGCCAAAAAAAAGAAAGCAAAGGAAAAGAGGAUUGCAAAAAAAUAUCAAAAAAUCCAGGUUCAGAGUCAAUCAGAGGCAUCACAGCAAUCUACUCUGAAUCCUGAUGAGUUAAAGUCCGACAAUGAUUCUAGGAAGAAACGUGGUCGACCAAGAAAAGAUGAUGUACUUUUUUUUGAAAAUGUAUCCGAAUCUUCCAAAGGAUCAAAGAAAAAGAAUAAAGGGAAACGUUCGGCAGAAACAGACCUUGAUGAUGACUCAAAGAAAAAGCGUAAAACGGGUAAGAAAACUCCUAAAGAAAGUCCUACUGAUACAGUCCCGCCACCAAUACGAGAACAAAUGAAGCGGAUUUUUAAUGAAUUAUAUAAUCUCGUUGAGAACCUAACGGAUGACGUGGAAGGGGAACCACGACAACGUGCAUAUCUCUUUCUUGCGCUUCCUAACAAAAAGGAUUGGGAGAUCUAUUAUACUAUUAUAAAGAAACCGAUUGCGAUGGAUAUGAUUAAAAGAAAAAUAAAAAAUAAUUCUUAUCAAACAGUGUCUCAAUUUAAAGAAGAUUGGCACUUGAUGUUUAGUAAUGCUAAGAUUUUUAAUGAAGAAGGUUCACAAGUAUACAUUGAUGCCGAAAAGAUGAAGGAGGCAUUUGAUGCUAGAUUUGAAGAACUCUGUCCAGGUGGUCAACUUCCACCACUGGAAAAUGAUGAAAUGGAGUUUUAA
This is a messenger RNA of Acaulospora morrowiae, 3882 nucleotides long. The record is from the annotation of a GenBank genome assembly. NCBI's taxonomy places the organism in Eukaryota, Fungi, Glomeromycota, Glomeromycetes, Diversisporales, Acaulosporaceae.